GAUUGAGGUUACGCCAGCGCGAGGGCAGGAAUCCCACAAUAGCGGGCGGAGGGAUUUUGUCUUUUUUUUCUCUCUCUCUUCUCUUUCUACCGGAGCACGGCCGAGCUGGUAGCCGUUUCAGUCACAGGGAAAGCGGCAGAGGGGAAGGGAGGCUCUGCGGAGGGAUGUAAGAUGGCAGAGCUACAAAUGCUGUUAGAGGAGGAGAUUCCUGCCGGUAAAAGAGCGCUCGUUGAGAGUUACCAAAACCUCACCAGAGUAGCGGACUACUGCGAGAACAACUAUGUCCAGGCCCAGGACAAGAGGAAAGCUCUGGAGGAGACCAAAGCCUACACCACCCAGUCGCUGGCCAGCGUGGCCUACCAGAUCAAUGCCUUAGCCAACAACGUGCUGCAGCUGCUGGACAUCCAGGCCUCGCAGCUGCGGCGCAUGGAGUCCUCCAUCAACCACAUCUCCCAGACGGUGGACAUCCAUAAAGAGAAGGUGGCCAGGCGGGAGAUCGGGAUCCUCACCACCAACAAGAACACGGCCAGGACCCAUAAGAUCAUAGCGCCGGCUAACAUGGAGCGGCCCGUCAGGUACAUCCGGAAGCCCGUCGACUACAACGUGCUGGACGACGUGGGCCACGGCGUCAAGUGGCUAAAAGCCAAGCAACUUGGAAACAACCAGUCAGUCAGAGGAGGAACUCUAUCGAGGACCAAUCCGCCGACGCAGAAGCCGCCGAGCCCGCCCAUGUCGGGGCGCGGCACCAUCGGACGCAACACGUCCUACAAGACCCUGGAGCCCGUGAAGCCGCCCACGGUGCCCAACGACUACAUGACCAGCCCCGCCCGCCUGGGCGCCCAGCACAGCCCGGGACGCACGGCGUCGCUCAGCCAGAGGCAACGCACACACAGCGGAAGCAGCGGGGGUAGUAGCAGCAGGGAGAACAGCGGCAGCAGCGGUAUUGGCAUUCCCAUCGCCGUGCCGACGCCCUCCAUCCCCAACCCCGGACCAGUCCCGCCCAUGUCUGCUCCCCCGGGAGCCCCUCCGCCUCCCCCGCCCCCGCCCCCACCUCCACCUCCUCCUAUGGCCGGGCUCGGCCCCCCGCCAGCAGCAGCACCACCACCACCUCCACCACCUCUAGUGAUGGCCCCUGGCCCUGGUCUGGGACCCGCUCCAAUGUCCCAGUUCGGAACCAUUUCGCGGCAGAUUUCGCGGCACAACCCCUCCAGCUCCUCCGUCUCCAUGGUGUCGGCCACGGGCACCUACCGCCGGGCGCCCUCCGUCACUUCCCAGUUCUCCCUGCAGCAGCAGCAGCAGCUGCAGCAGCAACAGCUACAACUACAGCAGCAGCAGCAGCAGCUACAGCAGCCUCAUGUUAACGGAGGCACUCCGGGCUACGGCCAGAACUCAAUGUCUGUCGCCCCCCCUCCUCCCCCAAUGCCCCAGCUGACUCCACAGAUACCUCUGACUGGCUUUGUGGCCAGGAUGCAGGAGAGCAUUGCAGACGCUCCCACCCCCCCUCCCCCUCCGCCUCCCGACGAGAUUCCCAUGUUCGACGACUCCCCCCCGCCCCCGCCGCCUCCCCCGGUGGACUACGAGGAGGAGGACGCGGCCCUGGUGCAGUACAGCGACCCGUACGCCGACGGAGACCCCCAGUGGGCCCCCAAGAGCUACGUGGAGAAAGUGGUGGCCAUCUACGACUACAGCAGGGACAAGGACGACGAGCUGAGCUUCAUGGAGGGGGCCAUCAUCUACGUCAUCAAGAAGAACGACGACGGCUGGUACGAGGGCGUGUCCGGCAGCGUCACCGGGCUGUUCCCCGGCAACUACGUGGAGUCCAUCAUGCACUACGCCGACUGAGGGGGGGGGGGUGAACAGUGACGUCUAUUUAUUCAGUCAUAUCGUAAUCCGCUGAGAGACUGAACGCAGUCUUGACUGCUGACACGUAGACGUUACUGUAUGACCCCCUCCACCCCCCUCCUUUUUUUUUUAUAUGACAGAAUGGGCUUUCCCUUACCGAUUGCGAAUAAAAUGAAAAGUAAUCUAUUUAGUUUAUUUUUUGGUGUUGUACGGCCGGGUUGGGGGUUUCUAGGUAGUUGGACUUGAGAGACGACGGUCACACAGCUGAAGGAUGUACGACCUCAUCUGACCUGGACGAGAAAAAAACUAAAUAGAUUAUCAAGUCGGGUCCGAGUCCUUUCCGUGACCACGGGGUCGCACCGGGCGUCGAGGUCACGUGAGCACAUUCAGCGGAGCUGAAGACGGCGUCUGGCUUUCUGUGGUGUGAAUUCGCUGAGUGUCGGUUGUGAUAUUUUACAAGUCUCAUUGUAAAAGAACGACGGCCUGUCAAUGACUCACAAAUGGAAAAGUGCUGUGUUUGGUAUUUCAGAGAUAAACGAUUACUCCCGAGAAUCAGUCUCCGCGUUAAAGCAUGCAGAAUUUUAGAGAUCAAAUGUAAUCUUGAGUUUUCUUGCUUCCGAUAUGUUGUAAAUGUAUUCACCUUUUUAAUUUGUUACUGUUGAAAUCACUGAACCUUUUUAGACUGAGAUGCAUUUUCAAGCUUCCCCCAACUUCCUAAACGCUCACUUGCAUUUAAACUUUAAAUCUAUAGGAAGUUGAAAUGCAUUUGGACCCGUUUGAAGCAACAUUCCACUUCAAUAAAAAUGGUCACAUCACUGUGGUAUUUUGUAACCUGCACGAGGUCCCAUUUGGCUUCUGCUGGACAACGGAGAUGUAACGUCGACCAAUGAAACAACUCGAUGACCUGCACAGGUUCUAACACCCGGGUCAGCUGUCACUCGGGUCCAGAGUCCAUCUUGACCUCUAACGUACCAUCACACGUCAGAACUUUUUUUUUUUUUUUAAAUACUGCAGCUUCUGCCUUCAAUUUGUCACCCGGUCGCUUUAGAAAUGUUCCAUUUCUGAAAUCAUGUCCCGGCUAAUUUCAUCGGUGGAAAUAUUCAAAUCUCCGUCUGCCCUUCGUUUUGUACAUAUAUGUUGAUUGAAAAAAGUAAUGUACAGUCUUUUAUAAUAAACAAUUCUAUGUACAACA
Gasterosteus aculeatus aculeatus (three-spined stickleback) is the source of this 3034-nucleotide messenger RNA. RefSeq names its product abl-interactor 1a (gene abi1a). Gene Ontology annotation, cellular component: lamellipodium; SCAR complex; actin-based cell projection. Gene Ontology annotation, biological process: neuron migration. The record is from RefSeq and is a predicted model, not a curated record. NCBI's taxonomy places the organism in Eukaryota, Metazoa, Chordata, Actinopteri, Perciformes, Gasterosteidae. Gene Ontology annotation, molecular function: SH3 domain binding; signaling adaptor activity.